UUUGGGAGAUGGGGAAAGUGUUCGGUGCAGCACAUCCCAAGCUGCGCGGAUCACGAGCGAGACCCGCUGACCUGCCAGGCUGUGCGAGCCUAAACUCCUUGACAACUCCACCCGCGCUGGUCAGCGUGCCGGUCGAUGAGUGUUCUUCACACACUCCCACUCACGUUUCGUUACUUCGGUGUAGUCACAGUUGAAAAGUUAUACAUUCGAUUAUUUAGGUAACGUUUAUAAACCUUGUGCCUUGAGGAUGGAUAUGGUGAGGUUAGUGCUAAAUGUGCUGCUUGCGAGCGCGGCGGUUCUCUUGGGCUUGACCAGGGCUUCAGAAAUGCAAGUGAUUGACAUGCUGGAGCUGCACGAUGCCAGGCAGAGUGCGUCCGCGGUGGGGAAGAUGUCGGGGGCUCUGGGCUUCGUGUCGGACCUUUACCUGGUGUCAACUCUUCGUCUGCCGCCCAAACUGGGAGGAGUGCUGUUGGGAGUCUACAACAAAGGCGACAACAGGAAGUACCUGGAGGUGGCCCUCAUGGGCAAGGUCAACAAAGUUCUGGUGCGCUACGUACGCAAGGAUGGUAAACUCCACACAGUGAACCUCCAGAACCCCGGCCUCUCUGAUGGACGCACCCAGUCACUCAUCCUCCGUGUGGGUGGGCUCCAACGAAACCACCCCCACAUGGAACUCUAUGUCAACUGCCGAUUGGCUGACUCAGCACAGGUCCUGCCAUCCAUGGUCCAGCUCCCAGCCGAGGCAGAGUCUGUGGAGAUACGCAACGGGCAGAAGGCCUAUGCCAGGCUACAGGGCUCAGUGGACUCUUUGAAACUGGCUUUGGGUGGCUCUAUAGCCAAAGCAGGAAUCCUUACCGACUGUCCAUUUCAUGGAGAUACACAUUUUCCGAAUUCAGUUAGCGCCGAUGUCAAUGCCAUUCUGGGUGACCACACCAAGGCUUUGAUUGGCCAGCUGAUCAUCUUCAACCAGAUUCUUGGCGAACUCCGAGAGGACAUCAGGGAACAGGUAAAGGAGAUGUCUCUGAUUAGGAACACUAUCCUGGAGUGCCAAGUGUGUGGCUUCCACGAGACCCACUCUCGCUGCGAGCCCAACCCCUGCUAUAAGGGCUUGGCCUGUACAGAGACCAGGGAGUACCCAGGGUACCGUUGUGGUGCCUGCCCAGACGGCAUGACGGGGAAUGGCACCCACUGCCAGGACACUGACGAGUGUGCUCUAGCCCGGCCCUGUUUCUCGCCCGAGGGUUGCGUAAACACGGCAAAGGGCUUCACCUGUGAACCAUGUCCCGUCGGCUUCUCCGGACCCCUCCUUAGCGGGCUUGGGGUGGAGUUUGCCAAGAGCCACAAGCAGAAGUGCAGAGAUGUGGAUGAGUGUGCUGUCCUCUACAAGGCCUGUGUGCCGAACUCUGUCUGCAUCAACACAGAGGGCUCGUUCAGGUGUGGUCCGUGUAAGGAGAGCUUCGUAGGCAACCAGACGGUGGGCUGUUUCCUACGGAGGUCCUGCGCCACGCUGGGCUUCAACCCCUGUGACGUCAACGCCCACUGUGUCAUAAAGGGUGCUGCCAGGGUCUCCUGCGAGUGUAAUGUGGGCUGGGCAGGUAAUGGGCAUACAUGUGGCCCAGACACAGACAUUGAUGGCUACCCCGACCAACCUCUCCCCUGCAUAGACAAUGACUAUCACUGCCGAGCCGACAACUGUGUGAACACGCCCAACUCUGGCCAGGAGGACGCAGACGGAGACGGUAUAGGUGACCAGUGUGAUGAGGAUGCGGACGGAGACGCCAUCAAGAACGUGGAGGACAACUGCCCUCUGGUCCCCAACAAAGAUCAACAGAACUCGGACACAGACUCGUAUGGGGACACGUGUGACAACUGCCCCAACGUUCCCAACGGAAGCCAGAAGGACACAGAUGGAAACGGGGCUGGGGAUACCUGUGACAAUGACAUUGAUGGGGAUGGUAUCCCAAACGUGCUGGACAACUGUCCCAAGGUGCCCAACCCUAUGCAGACUGACCGUGAUGGGGAUCGAGUGGGGGACGCUUGUGACAGCUGCCCGGAAGUCAACGACCCCAUGCAGUCUGAUACAGACAACGACCUGGUGGGAGAUGUGUGUGACACCAACCAGGACAUGGAUGGGGACGGCCACCAGGAUUCAAGGGACAACUGUCCAGACGUCCCUAACAGCUCCCAGCUGGACUCAGACAAUGACGGCAUCGGCAACGAAUGCGAUGAUGACGAUGACAACGAUGGCAUUCCAGAUGCGAGACCUCCCGGGCCGGAUAACUGUCGUCUCAUCCCUAACCCCAGCCAGACAGACACUAAUGGAAAUGGCAUUGGUGACAUGUGCGAGAAUGACUUUGACAACGACUCCGUGAUAGACUUGAUUGACGUGUGUCCAGAGAGCUCUGAAGUCACAAUGACCGACUUCAGAAACUAUCAGACGGUCAUCCUGGACCCGGAGGGCGAUGCCCAAAUCGAACCCAAGUGGAUUGUGCUCAAUCGGGGUAUGGAAAUUGUUCAAACCAUGAACAGUGACCCUGGUUUGGCCAUAGGCUACACAGCCUUUAACGGGGUAGACUUUGAAGGGACAUUCCACAUCAACACGGCCACAGACGAUGACUACGUGGGCUUCAUCUUCGGUUACCAGGACUCGUCCAGCUUCUACGUGGUCAUGUGGAAACAGAAGGAGCAGACAUACUGGCAGUCACUGCCUUUUAGGGCCAUGGCCCAGCCAGGCCUGCAACUAAAGGCAGUGAAGUCACGUACGGGUCCAGGCGAGUACCUCCGGAACGCCCUGUGGCACACGGGCGACACCCCGGGCGAGGUCACCCUGCUGUGGAAGGACCCCCGGAAUGUGGGCUGGAGGGACAAGACAUCCUACCGCUGGCACCUCAGCCACCGCCCGCAGAUGGGCUACAUCAAAGUGAGGCUGUAUGAAGGCAUGACAUUGGUGGCAGACUCGGGCGUGCUGGUGGACACCUCAAUGAGGGGCGGGAGGCUGGGCGUCUUCUGCUUCUCCCAGGAGCAAAUCAUCUGGUCCAACCUGGGCUAUCGCUGCAACGAUACUGUACCAGAGGACUAUGAGUUCUACCGCAAGCAGAUCCACAUCAGGGUGUGAUUUUAAGCCUAGCACAGCAUCUGUGCAGCUACAUUACAUCACCUGUGCCUUCGCUGUAUCCUGUGUGUCUGUGUGUGCGCAUAUACAUGCAUACUUUUGUGUGUUUUUAAGGUACAUUUACUUUACAGUGGUACUCUUUCUGUCUUUAACUCCACAGCAACCUUACACCUGACUACAGGUUGGCCAAGUCAAGAGUUAAAGAUUGAUUGACAAAAUAAUUGUUUUUAUUAUUAUUAUAUAAAAUGACAAAAUAAUAGCUUUUAUUAUUAUUAUAUAAAAUGAAGAAUGAAAGCUAUACUGAACAUAAAUGUUAACGCAAAAUGCAACCAUUUGAAAGAUUUUACUUAGUUACAGUUCAUAGAAGGAAAUGAGUAAAUUUAAAUAUAUAAAUUAGGCCCUAAUUUAUGGAUUUCACAUUACUGGGCAAUGAUCGCAGCCAUGGGUGGGCCUGGCCCAACCAAUCAGAAUGAGUUCUUCCCAACAAAAAGGCUUUAUCACAGGACAGAAAUACUCUUCAUCUCCUCAGACGAUCCUGCAGGUGAAGAAACCGGAUGUGGACGUCUUGGGCUGGCAUGGUUACACGUGGUCUGCGGUUGUGAGGCCGGUUGGACGUACUGCCAAAUUCUCUAAAAUGAUGUUGGAGAUGGUUUAUAGUAGAGAAAUUAACAUUACAUUCUCUGGGUAAACUCUGUUGAACAUUUCUGCAGUCAGCAUGCCAAUUGCACACUCCCUCAAAACUUAAGACAUCUGUGGCAUUGUAUUGUAUGACAAAACAGAACAUUUUAGAGUGGCCUUUUAUUGUCCCCAGAACAAGGUGCACCUGUGUAAUGAGCAUGCUGUUUAAUCAGCUUCUUAAUAUGCCACACCUAUCAAGUGGAUUAAGUAUAUUGACAAAGGAGAAAUGCUCACUAAAAGGGAUGUAAACAAAUGUGUGCACAAUUUGAGAGAAAUAAGCUUUUUGUGCAUAUGGAACAUUUCUGGGAUCUUUCUCAUGAAACAUGGGAUCAACACUAUACAUUUACAUUUUUGUUCAGUAUACUUUUAAGAAAUCAAGAUUGUGAAAUCCCAAGGUACAGGACGACACUGAGUGUACAAAACAUUAGGAACACCUUCCUAAUAUUGAAUCAGAAGAGCCUCAACUCGUCGGGGCAUGGACUCUACAAAGUAUCGAAAGGGAUGUGGCCCAUGUUGACUCCAAUGCUUCCCACAGUUGUGUCAAGUUGGCUGGAUGCCCUUUGGGUGGUGGACCUUUCUUGAUACACACGGAAACUGUUGAACGUGGAAAAACCCUGCAGCGUUGCAGAUCUUGAAUUGUUUAUCAUGCCCACUCACCCUUUGAAGCGCUCUAAUGUUUUGUACACUCAGUGUAUAUGUAGAAUGGAAAAUUAAAUGCAGUUUUUUUUAGUAGUGAAUAUAUGUUGGAAAAAUGUAAAAGCCUAAUCUUAGACUUAAACUGAGCAUCAUGAAGGUUUCAGACUCACACUUGUCAUAUUACACACCACUGAAUCCACUGUUAAAUUGUACAAUAUUUCUCAUGAUGAAGGGUUUAACACAAGGCUGAGUUUAUAAUGAAUUCUAUACUUGUUGUUUCUAUGAGGAUCAUCGAAAACAAAGGUGUGUGUGUGUGUUAUUUUUGCCCAAUAAGGAAAUAAUGCUAUACAUAGCUAUUACAGAUAUGGAAGUAAUUCAAGAGAAGUACUGUAUAUCUCACUGACUUUUGUGAAGAAUGAGAUAAGACAGACCUAUGUGGAAGCCUGCGAGAAACACAUUUCACAGUAAUAAACAUCCAAAUCUCCAUCCACCA
This is a messenger RNA of Oncorhynchus kisutch (coho salmon), 4919 nucleotides long. RefSeq names its product thrombospondin-3b. Bases 248 to 3115 code for a protein of 955 amino acids. The record is from RefSeq and is a predicted model, not a curated record. Gene Ontology annotation, cellular component: extracellular region. Gene Ontology annotation, biological process: cell adhesion. Lineage: Eukaryota; Metazoa; Chordata; Actinopteri; Salmoniformes; Salmonidae. The transcript is spliced from 23 exons. Gene Ontology annotation, molecular function: heparin binding; calcium ion binding.